Molecule: messenger RNA, 2070 nt
Organism: Miscanthus lutarioriparius
Lineage: Eukaryota; Viridiplantae; Streptophyta; Magnoliopsida; Poales; Poaceae
Source: the annotation of a GenBank genome assembly
AUGGAGGCUACGGCGCUGAGCUUGGGCAAGUCCGUGCUGGAUGGAGCGCUUGGCUACGCCAAAUCCGCUGUAGCGGAGGAGGUGGCCUUGCAGCUUGGCGUCCAGCGUGACCAUGCUUUCAUCAGGGAAGAGCUCGAGAUGAUGCGUGCUUUCCUGAGGGCCGCGCAUGACGAGCGAGACAACCACCAGAGCGCUGGCUCCAAGUCUGGAGACGGCGCUGAGGUGUCCGGUGCAACAGCAAUGUCAGGCAUGGAGGAAGCACUGCGACAACAGAACAAGUCCAAAGUGAAUCUCAUUCGACUGAUCAACGAGAAGGACGAGGACCUUAGAGUGAUCGGUGUAUGGGGAACAAGUGACGUCCUUGGGGAGAAAUGCAUUGUCAAGAGAGCAUACAAUGGCCUCAAAAGGGACAGGAAGUUCCAGUACCACGCCUGGAUCAAAAUGGUGCGUCCUCUCAAUACAACAGCGAUUCUACAAGAUAUUGUGAUGCAAUUCUCUGUAGAUUCUCUCAAGGAAGAAACAAAGAAACAUACAUCAGCUCCUGAAGCUCAAGAUCUGCGGAGGUUGUGGGUGGCCAAGGAAGAUGAUUUGGCUGACGAGUUCAGGAAAUUCUUGAGUGAGAAGAGUUACCUGAUUGUGGUUAAUGACCUAUCCACUAUGGAUGAGUGGGACCAGAUCAGAACAUGCUUCCCGACUAACAAGAAAGGAAGUCGACUCCUAGUGUGUACGCAGCAUGUAAAAGUUGCAAGCUUGUGUGUUGAGCCAUCAACUCUGCUGCCGGAGCACAAGCAAUUGUUCCCUGAUAAAGCCCUCUAUGCUUUCUAUGACAAGGGUUCACAAGACAUAACAUGUUCAGUGGAUCCGGGGCCUACCUCAACUACAGAGACUAUUGAUGACAGUAGCUCUGGGAAUGGAAAGUAUCUCACUCGCAUGGAGACAAAUGUAACUGCUUUCAAGGAAUAUAAGCUCAUCGGACGACAGAACGAAAAGUCACAAAUUCUCAAGUUGAUUUCAAAUGAAGUUAGCCAAGAUUUCAAGAUCAUCUCUGUAUGGGGAAUGGGUGGUCUUGGCAAAACCACACUGGUUAAAGAUGUCUAUCAAAGCCAAGAGAUCAACGCUAUGUUUGACAAGCGUGCUUGUGUCACAGUAAAGCGGCCUUUCAAUCCUACAGAAGUUCUCAAUAGUUUGGCCGAGCAACUGAGUGGUGAGAAGCAAUGGAACCAUGACAUUUUAGAUGGAAAAAAAUACUUGAUUGUUCUUGAUGAUUUAUCGACCACCAAAGAAUGGGAUGAUAUACAGAGCCAUUUCCCUAGAAUGGUAACAGAAAGCCGGAUCAUAGUCACCACAAGGUUAAAUGAAAUUGCAAGGCAUUGUUCAUUGAAGACGACACAUAUCAUGGAGUUCAAAAUUCUAGACGCACAUGACCUCUUCACGGAGAAGGUAUUUGGGAAGAUUACAAAUUUAAAUGAGGAGUGCCCUGAUGAGUUGUACGAGGUGGCUGAAUUGAUUAUGAAGAAGUGCAAAGGACUUCCUCUUGCAAUAGUGACCAUAGGUGGCUUCUUAGCAAAGCAACCAAAAACUCCUAUGGAGUGGAAAAAAUUGAACUCACAUAUUAGUGCUGAGUUGGAAAUGAAUCAAGGGCUCAGAAAUAUUAAAAAUGUCCUUAAUAAGAGCUACGAUGGUUUACCUUAUCAUCUGAAGCCUUGUUUCUUAUAUCUGUCUAUCUUUCCUGAAGACCAAGAUAUUAAACGAAACUGCUUGGUGCGCCGGUGGAUUGCUGAGGGUUACUCGACAGAGGUGCUUGGUAAGUCUGUUGAAGAAAUAGCUGAGAGCCACUUCAUGGAACUCAUUGACAGGAGCAUGAUACUAACAAAUAGAUCAACAUAUUUUAGCCAAAAAGUAAUUGACUCUUGCCAAGUCCAUGAUCUCAUGCGUGAAAUCAGCAUCUCAAAAGCAGUAGAGGAAAAUCUUGUAUUCAGGCUAGAAGAAGGUUGCAACUCAAACACAAAUGGGAUGGCACGCCACCUUAGUAUAAGUGACAAUUGGAAGGGAAACCAGGCUGAUUUUUAG